CAGAAAAUCAGGUGAAUAACACCAUUUCGCCGUCAAUAAUAAGUUUUCCCAUAAAUAAAAUUAUUACAUCACAAAAUAAAUAAAAUUGGCGUUUUUGUUAUACAUAAAAUUAGUUAAAGCUCAAUAAUAUUUUUGAAAUGUGGCAAAAGUUAUUUCCAAUGUGCUCAAAUUAUCUGUAAAACGAGACAAUAAUGUUUUUAUAGCAGCAAUAAUAACACAAUCAAUAUUUACCUGUAAAAAUUCCAUUAAUGAAUAUGAGCGACUCUGAAGAUUAUGGAGGUGAUUCGGACGCCGAGGAAGACUUAUCAAUCAGAAACUAUGAAGUCACAAAAUCUCCCAGUAAAAAUGACCUCUUGCCCUUACUGGAAUGUCCGGUUUGCAUGGAACUACCCCUGCCCCCAAUCAGAACAUGCUGCCAGGGUCACAUCAUUUGUGCGGCAUGUACUCCUCGCCUUCGAGUCUGUCCCCUUUGUCAACAACAUAUCGGAACUGGACGAAAUUUUUUUGCGGAAGAUUUUCUGAAUAAAAGUAUAUUUCGCUGUAAAUAUUAUGAGGACGGGUGCUUUGUGGAACUUCCAGGAGUAAAGAUUAAUGAACACGUUAAAGACUGUCGAUUUAGACCUCUCAAAUGUCGUUACUGCAAUAAGAAAGUUGCAUUUAACGAUAUUGACCAUCACUUAUUAAAAGCGCAUCGCAUCGGCCGGUGGGAUUUGAACGACGAGGGGGCAAGGAUUUUAAUGUGUCACACGCUGAGGACGCGAAAUCCGAAUGCCGUUUUAAUCGACAAUGGAGAAAGUGACUUUCACGGAUAUAGAACCUAUCUAAUCCUUAUCCUCGCCUUGUUUGGAUUCCUUCUCGUCGACUUUGUACGAUUUGAUCCCUCCAACGACGACGACAUGGCUGGAUUCUUUGCCAGUUACUAUAAUUUUGUUCUCUGAUUCAUUCCAAUCUUAGUUCUUUCACUACAUAACGCCAAAUCUGACGGAUAUUUCCAAACAGUCGUAUUAAUUGAGCAACUAUGAAUGUACGAAUUACAAUACCAAAUAAAUAAUAUACGGGAUCAAAUAGGUAGCUAGCUAAAUACAUAGGUUAAGUUUGAAAAUAAUUUUGUUUAUCGCUCCCAUUAUUCAUUGUUUAUAAGAAUUUUGUUACGAAAUAAAUCUAGAAAAUUGUUCGAAUUUGG
Folsomia candida is the source of this 1183-nucleotide messenger RNA. RefSeq names its product E3 ubiquitin-protein ligase SIAH1B. Gene Ontology annotation, biological process: proteasome-mediated ubiquitin-dependent protein catabolic process; multicellular organism development. Bases 249 to 938 code for a protein of 229 amino acids. Lineage: Eukaryota; Metazoa; Arthropoda; Collembola; Entomobryomorpha; Isotomidae. The record is from RefSeq and is a predicted model, not a curated record. Gene Ontology annotation, molecular function: ubiquitin conjugating enzyme binding; ubiquitin protein ligase activity; zinc ion binding. The transcript is spliced from 5 exons. Gene Ontology annotation, cellular component: cytoplasm.